UGGCGUUCUCCAGGAAGGAGCUUUUUUUUCCCACCCAGAGCUUGUGAGAGUUUGGAGGUGAGAGGCUGGAUUCUAUCUACAUUUGCGUCUCCACCGUGGGGCAAUAUGCCUAGCACAUAGGAGACUCCGCCCCCGCGCCUCAUUCCCAGCACAGCCGCCCCCAGCUCCAGCCAGAGCCCCCGUCUUCCCCCCGGUGACCAACUUUUCAGAGGGAUGUGCAGGGCAGCAAUGGAGGAGUUUCUUACCCAGCCCCCGCUGCUGUGGAUCCAGUCGGCCAGCCGCGUCUCCAGGACCUUUAACCCAGUGGUCUCUACGUGAGCUGGGGCUUUAGCCAAGCAUCAGGGAGUCAGGACUUGGAUCGCAAGCAGUUUCUGCAGGGUGUGAAGCCAUCUGACCACAGCUGAUCCACACGAGGGCACCCUCAGGCAUUCUGAUUGGGGCCCACCAGCUCUUGCAGCUGGCACUUCCUUCAGCUCCAUUUGGAGGGCUCUCCAACCAAAGGCCGAAAGAGAUGAGAAAACUGAGGUCCAGAGAAGUUGUGCCUUGCUCAAGGUCACGCAGCUAAAUAGCACCAGAGGUGAGACCAGAAACUAUGUCUUUCCACAACUCUCAGCUCAGAACUCUUUCAAAUGGGCCACCCACCCUUUUGAGUGCCACAUCUCAGCUUCUGUUUGAGACUCUAACUAGCUUUCGUGACCUUCCCAUGUUUUCGCCCACCAUCUUCCUCCCAAACCUGGAGCCUAGGGUUUGGGAAAGAAGACGUUGAGCCCUGAAGAGAAAGUUACAGGCUGGGCCUUUUGAAACUUCCCCGAAAAGAAAAGGAAAGGUUACUCUCUACUCCCUGCGUUAACUCUUCCCGUGCCGAAAGGCUGAGGCCGUUAAAAAAAAAGAAAAAAGGCAGAGUGGUCUCACUCAGGACCUGUAGGCUGGAGUGCCCACCUCCUGAUGGAUGGGGGAGCCACCUGUCAGAGGGCUGUGGGCGAGGGCCGCGGGACCGGAGAGUGAGCGCCGCUGAGCGCACGCUCAGAGCAGAGAGACGCAGGAGGUGAUGGUCAAAUACCCUGGGAGCUGAGGUGGAGGAUUCUGGAGGUGACAGCAAGGAGAGUACGCAACUGCGAAGGGCGCCUGAAGCUUCUGCGCCGACACCAGGCGGGUGGGAGACAGGAAAGGAAGGCAGCGCGGCGGCGCUGCGGGAGGGCUCCGCCGGGGCGGGGGGUGCCAUGUCUCGCGAGCGGCCCCCCCGCACCGACAUCCCCCGCAACCUGAGCUUCAUCGCCGCGCUGACAGAGCGCGCCUACUACCGCAGCCAGCGGCCCAGCCUCGAGGAGGAGCCGGAGGAGGAGCCAGGCGAAGGCGGGACGCGCCUCGGGGCCCGAUCCCGAGCUCCCGCUCCGAGUCGGGGGCGCAGGGCUCGCUCUGCGCCCGCCGGAGGCAGCGGUACCCGGGUGCCCCACAGCCGCAGCCCCGACACCCGUAAGAGAGUGCGUUUCGCCGACGCGCUUGGGCUGGAGCUGGCCGUGGUGCGCCGCUUCCGCCCGGGAGAGCUACCCCGGGUACCCCGCCACGUGCAGGUCCAGCUGCAGAGGGACGCCCUUCGCCACUUCGCACCGUGCCAGACCCGCGCCCGAGGUCUCCAGCAGGAGGCGCGCGCUGCCCUGGAGCCGGCCAGCGAGCCUGGCUUCGCGGCCCGCUUGCGGACGCAGCGAAUCUGCCUGGAACGCGCUGAGGCGGGCCCGCUGGGCGUGGCCGGGAGCGCGCGCGUGCUGGACCUGGCCUACGAGAAGCGCGUGAGCGUGCGCUGGAGCGCUGACGGCUGGCGGACCCAACGCGAGGAGCCCGCCGCCUACGCCGGUCCGGCCCCGUCCCCGCCGCGCGCCGACCGAUUCGCCUUCCGCCUGCCGGCGCCACCCAUUGGUGGCGCCCUGCUUUUCGCUUUGCGCUACCGCGUUAUCGGCCACGAGUUCUGGGACAACAACGGCGGCCGUGAUUAUGCUCUCCGUGGGCCCGAGCACCCGGGCAGUGGUGGAGCCCCGGAGCUCCAGGGCUGGAUCCACUUUAUCUGAGACGCCUGUGGCCGACGGCGGAAAAAAAUCAAAGGCACCGGGGGGCUGGGGGGAGCCCGAAGAUUUGGUGGGGAGGAA
This is a messenger RNA of Balaenoptera ricei (Rice's whale), 2141 nucleotides long. RefSeq names its product protein phosphatase 1 regulatory subunit 3E (gene PPP1R3E). Bases 1221 to 2063 code for a protein of 280 amino acids. Gene Ontology annotation, cellular component: protein phosphatase type 1 complex. Lineage: Eukaryota; Metazoa; Chordata; Mammalia; Artiodactyla; Balaenopteridae. Gene Ontology annotation, molecular function: protein phosphatase 1 binding; glycogen binding. The record is from RefSeq and is a predicted model, not a curated record. The transcript has 7 exons. Gene Ontology annotation, biological process: regulation of glycogen biosynthetic process.